GCUUUAGGGGAGCAAACGGUGGAGAAAUAUUUCCAGGAGGUGGUUGCAGCCGUGGAGAUGAGCGUGAAGCUCGGCGCAGGAGGUCGAACAGUUUAUCUGAAAAAACUAAAACACAUAUACAGAGACAUCUUGUCCACCUCCACAGAAGGAAAAAACAGUCUGAAUCAUUCUGGGUGCAGCGCUGCGAUGCCCCCUCCAGAGGUCAACUUCAUCUUGUGGACAGACGAAGAUGUCCUAUGGAACGUGCUGGCAGACUUCGCCUGUGGUUCCUGCUCUAACUCCGCCAGCAUCGAUGAAGAAGACAAGGACAAGAGAGACUCGGUGCGGUCUGAGGACAGCGGGAUAGAGAGAGACCUGAAGGACUUUGAGGACGCAGUCCCGUCUCCUGUCACACACACUGCACCAGUGAUCAGACGGAGGAACGCCUUCAAGUCCAUGAGACCAGGAGACAGACUGAGCCUCAUGAAGGACAAGAUGGACACGUUUCCCGGAGGCUCUGCGACCCUUAAAGAAGACGGGAGGCGUCACACGGCUCGGGUGGUGGUGAUGGGGGACGACCGCGUGCUGGGAAGACUUGCAAGGACGUAUCACUCCAUCCGAGAAAGAGAGUCGAAACGUCUUCUUCUGACGAAGAAACUGAAUCUACGGUUGUACUACGUCCCGGUCAGCGACGUGGAGUCGUCCGUCAGUUUACCUGCGAGCCACGCAGACUCGCUCAGAGCGUCGCAGACUGACUGGUAUUGUGCAGAGGACUCUGAAGGACUCUGCAGCACCGGUUAUUCCUCUCCGGAUCGCCCGCGCCAGGACGGAGGCAGACUGUCUCUCGCCGCCUCGUUGGGCAGAGCGGAUCCGUGGUACCACAGCAACGUCAACAGUCUGGCAACUACAGUCUCCAAACUGGGAGAAAUG
This is a messenger RNA of Plectropomus leopardus (leopard coralgrouper), 909 nucleotides long. NCBI's taxonomy places the organism in Eukaryota, Metazoa, Chordata, Actinopteri, Perciformes, Serranidae. The record is from RefSeq and is a predicted model, not a curated record.